This is a messenger RNA of Trichechus manatus latirostris (Florida manatee), 2594 nucleotides long. It is a transcript of the gene SLC32A1, whose product is annotated as solute carrier family 32 member 1. The coding region runs from base 264 to 1844 and encodes 526 amino acids. Gene Ontology annotation, biological process: amino acid transmembrane transport. Gene Ontology annotation, cellular component: vacuolar membrane. The record is from RefSeq and is a predicted model, not a curated record. Lineage: Eukaryota; Metazoa; Chordata; Mammalia; Sirenia; Trichechidae. The transcript is spliced from 2 exons. Gene Ontology annotation, molecular function: L-amino acid transmembrane transporter activity.
GCUCGCGCCCAGCGGCAGCUCCGCAGUGCACUCGCUGCUGCCGCUCCGCAAGCCCCGCCGCCCGCCCGCCCACCCGCCCGCCAGGUCCUGCCCGGAGCGAGCCUCGAGCGCCAGCCGAGAGGGUCAUGAGCCAGAGCGCCCGGGGGCGCUGCGGGGAGAGCGAGCGGAGAUAGCGACCUCGCGUCCCCGGCCCUCGCCGCCUAGUCCCCGCGUCCCCGGCCCCUUCUGUCCUUCCCCGAGUCCCCUCGGGCCCCGCCGCCGCCAUGGCCACCCUGCUCCGCAGCAAGCUGUCCAACGUGGCCACGUCCGUGUCCAACAAGUCCCAGGCCAAGGUGAGCGGUAUGUUUGCCAGGAUGGGCUUUCAGGCAGCCACGGACGAGGAAGCGGUGGGCUUCGCGCACUGCGACGAUCUCGACUUUGAGCACCGACAGGGCCUGCAGAUGGACAUCCUGAAAGCCGAGGGCGAGGCCCGCGGGGACGAGGGCGCUGAGCCGCCCGUUGAGGGAGACAUUCAUUACCAGCGCGGCGGCGGCGCGCCCCUGCCGCCCUCGGGCUCCAAGGACCAGGCCGUGGGGGCUGGUGGCGAGUUCGGGGGCCAAGACAAGCCCAAGAUCACGGCGUGGGAAGCGGGCUGGAACGUGACCAACGCCAUCCAGGGCAUGUUCGUGCUGGGCCUGCCCUAUGCCAUCCUGCACGGCGGCUACUUGGGGUUGUUCCUCAUCAUCUUCGCCGCUGUCGUGUGCUGCUACACCGGCAAGAUCCUCAUCGCUUGCCUGUACGAGGAGAACGAGGACGGCGAGGUGGUGCGGGUGCGGGACUCGUACGUGGCCAUUGCUAACGCGUGCUGCGCGCCGCGCUUCCCCACGCUGGGCGGCCGCGUGGUAAACGUGGCACAGAUCAUCGAGCUGGUCAUGACAUGCAUCCUGUACGUGGUGGUGAGCGGCAACCUCAUGUACAACAGCUUCCCGGGGCUGCCAGUGUCGCAGAAGUCCUGGUCCAUCAUCGCCACGGCCGUGCUGCUGCCCUGCGCCUUCCUCAAAAACCUCAAGGCCGUGUCCAAGUUCAGCCUGCUGUGCACUCUGGCACACUUCGUCAUCAACAUCCUGGUCAUCGCCUACUGCCUAUCGCGGGCGCGCGACUGGGCCUGGGAGAAGGUCAAGUUCUAUAUCGACGUCAAGAAGUUCCCCAUCUCCAUCGGCAUCAUCGUGUUUAGCUACACGUCGCAGAUCUUCCUGCCUUCGCUCGAAGGCAACAUGCAGCAGCCCAGCGAGUUCCACUGCAUGAUGAACUGGACGCACAUCGCGGCCUGCGUACUCAAGGGCCUCUUCGCGCUCGUCGCCUACCUCACCUGGGCCGAUGAAACCAAGGAGGUCAUCACGGAUAACCUGCCGGGCUCCAUCCGCGCAGUGGUCAACAUCUUCCUGGUGGCCAAGGCGCUGUUGUCCUACCCGCUGCCUUUCUUCGCUGCUGUCGAGGUGCUGGAGAAGUCGCUCUUCCAGGAGGGCAGCCGCGCCUUCUUUCCCGCUUGCUACGGCGGCGACGGGCGCCUCAAGUCGUGGGGACUGACGCUGCGCUGCGCGCUAGUUGUCUUCACGCUGCUCAUGGCUAUCUAUGUGCCGCACUUUGCUCUGCUCAUGGGCCUGACCGGCAGCCUCACUGGCGCCGGGCUCUGCUUCCUGCUGCCCAGCCUCUUCCACCUGCGCCUGCUCUGGCGCAAGCUGCAGUGGCACCAAGUCUUCUUCGACGUCGCCAUCUUUGUCAUCGGCGGCAUCUGCAGCGUGUCCGGCUUCAUACACUCUCUCGAGGGCCUCAUCGAGGCCUACCGAACCAACGCGGAGGACUAGGGUGGGAGGGCGCCCCCUGGCCGCGCCCCCCGCACUCUCCCCGAUCCCUACCCUUCCGCCCCCACCCCGCCCCCAGGCCCUUGCGCCUUGCCGCCGCACUUGGGAAGCCAAGCUUUCAACAUCUCUGGUUCCUAGUUUCUGAUUAUUCAGGGAUGGGGGUGGGGUGGGGGUGGGGGGGAUAGGGAUCCACGAUCCAUCCUGUCUGCGUUUUUGUUGUCCUUUCUUUUCCACAACGCCCUGGUUUGGGAGAGGAGGCGGGGGCGCAUUUGUGGGCAAGAUUUUCUGUCCUUCGGGAAGCGGCCCAGACGCUUUGGUUCCAGCCACCAACGGGGGAGGGAAGGAAGGGAGAGGAAACCCAGCUCGCAGGCGCGGGAACUUGACCUUGGGGGGACAUUUCACAGCCAUCCAGUGUUCGGAAUUUGCAGCGUCCAGCCAUUUCCAGCAAGAGCGCUUCCCAUUCCGGAGACAUUUCAGCCCUGCAGCGGGAAAGGCUGGCCAGGAAAUCUGUUUCGGGUGGGCGAUUUCCUUCGGCGAAAGCGAGAGGCAAGAAGCCACGGUGGGGCCGGCUUGCAUGCCGGUUUUCAGGAAUCCAAACUCAUCUUGUGCAAUUUAUCAGAUUGUGGAACUGUUCUACUGUGCGUGUGGUGUGCUCGUGGUAAAUAAGAUGAAAUGUAUAUCAGAAAAAAAAACUAUCUCUAAUUUAGAGUGCGGUGCAUAAUUAUAUCCGCAAAUAAAGAAGAAACAAAGGCU